This is a messenger RNA of Papaver somniferum (opium poppy), 1419 nucleotides long. Its product is annotated as serpin-ZX-like. Lineage: Eukaryota; Viridiplantae; Streptophyta; Magnoliopsida; Ranunculales; Papaveraceae. Gene Ontology annotation, molecular function: serine-type endopeptidase inhibitor activity. Bases 1 to 1419 code for a protein of 472 amino acids. The record is from RefSeq and is a predicted model, not a curated record. The transcript is spliced from 3 exons.
AUGUCUCUUCAUAAUGAUUGUGCUUUGUGUGGUGGAGGAGAGGAUUCACAGAAUCAUCUUUUUCUUCACUGUAAGAUUGCAUACAAGAUUUGGUGCAACUUAACACCAAAAACAGGUUGGUCUUGGGUUUUGCCGGGAUCAAUGAGAGCCUUGGCAGAUACCUGGCACACUCAGCACUUCUCUCAAUCAGGCAACUACAUCUGGAAUUUAAUCCCAGCAGCUAUCGUUCACACAAUCUGGAAAGAAAGAAAUUGUAGAAGGUUUGAACCUACACACCUCUUCAAAACUGAUAAUGAUCUCAUUUUGGAAGUCAAGACUUUAGUUCUAACUUGGGCUGAGGCUGCAGCAUCUGGUUCAAGUGGUGAAACAUUGAAACAGAUAUUAGAGUUCCUCAAUUAUAAAAAUCUACAGGAUCUUAACCGUGAUAGUACUUGUGUGAUCCAUGAAUUGAUUCAAACAAAGACUGGUGUUAAGGGACAAGGUCCCAAACUUUCUUUUGUCAGCGGCAUUUGGUCCACAGGUUUGUAUCCCCUCAAACCUGUUUUCAAGGACACAGUGAGUGCAUCCUAUAAAGCAGAAGUUGAGUCUGUUGAUUUCCAACAGAGCGAAGCAGCUCGGUGGAAGGUGAAUAAAUGGGUCGAAAGAAAGGGCUUAAUUCAGGAUAUCCUUCCAGAGGGAUCCUUUGACUGUAGCACAGUGAUUGUAGCCGCAAAUGCACUCUAUUUCAAAGGAUCAUGGCAACCAAAUCAAUUUAAUCCUGAUCUCACCGAGGACAAACCGUUCUAUCUUCUUAACGGAAGCAAAAUUCAAGUUCCAUUCAUGAUGACGGAGGAAGAGUAUCCAUGUGUUUCAUGUUACAAGGACUUUAACGUUCUUAAGCUCUCAUACAAAACUUUGGAGGUAGCUUCUAGAAAGAAAGAUGCUCAACGUUUUUCUAUGUGUAUAGUUUUACCAAAUGAACGAGAUGGACUAGGCGAAGUGAUAGAGAAGGUGAGUUCUGAUUCAGCUGGCUUCUUAAAUAGUUAUCUCCCAACUAAUGAUGUUGCAGUCAGGUAUUUGAUACUUCCAAAGUUUAAGAUUUUAUUUGAUUUUCAAGCAAAAAGAGUUCUAAAGGAGUUGGGGUUAGAAUUGCCUUUCGAUGAGCGAAAACCAGAAUUGACUGAGAUGCUGGUUGGUAAUGAAGAAUCCAUUUGUGUUUCUGAAGUGCUGCACAAGUGCUUUGUUGAAGUUGAGGAACAAGGAACUGAAGCUGCUGCUUCUACCGUUGAGGUUGAAUAUUAUCUUUGUGAUGAUGAUUGUGGUUUUUAUUCCCCUCCUGGAGUAACUUUCGUAGCGGAUCAUCCUUUCAUGUUUAUGAUUAGAGAAGAGAAUAGUGGGGUUCUAUUGUUCAUGGGACAUGUUCUCAAUCCUUUGUUAUAA